CAGUCUCUCCUCUGCCUCCUGUCUUUCUCUGAGCAGCCUCUGCAAGUGAAGGAUCUCCCUCUGGUGAGAAGCUGUCCUCCCCUCUGCUGCCUCUUCCAACACUGCCAGUCUAGUUGACGCCUUCCUCCGGUACACCUGCUCUCACACACGCACAGAGACAGAGACACACACGCACACACACACACAGGAAUGAGAUGUGGUGUGUUGCUAUGAAGGAGGAGGAUUUACAUGAAGGACAGCGCAGCAGAGACAACUGGAGUGGAGGAGGGGGAGUCAAACACAUUUGGACAAGAACAUGUCUUGAAGAUGAGUGGACCUCAGACUGAGUCAGAGGAAAAGGACCGUCCCUCACCAGAGGAAUUAGAGUGUAAGAUCUGCUACCAACGCUACAAUGCCCACAACCGCAAGCCCAAGAUCCUGGACUGCCUGCACCGGGUCUGUGCCCGCUGUCUUGUCAAGAUCCUGGACAUUGCAGAAGGAGCAGGUUUCAUCUGCUGCCCCUUCUGCCGGCACCAAACAGAGAUUACAGAGUAUGAGGUGUCAGCCCUGCCUGACGAUGCUAACAUCAUGUGCCACCUGGCAAUGCGGGACAAAUCCUGGAGCUCUGACCACAACAAAGAGGUGGUCCUGACUCCAAAGAGCUUCUCCUCCUCCAGCUUGUCUCAUGACUCCUCAAACUGCCUGGUCAUCACUAUAAUGGAAGUUCAGAGGGACUCUCAGCACUCCCCAAGCAGAAAUGGCAGCUCAGAAAUCUACGCUGAGCAGAGCCUGGACUCUGUAUCAAUGGGCUCAAAUGGGCUGGCAGACCAGGACGCCCUGUCAAAGCUCUGCAACCAUGUCCCACGUAUCCUGGUCUGGCUGCUGGGUUUCUUGUACUUUGGCUCCCUGCCUCUAGGAAUCUACUUGUUGGUGAUCCAGAGAGUGACACUGGGCAUUGUUUGCGUUAGCUUAGUCCCAUCAAGCCUUACAGUUUGCCUGGUCUAUGGGUUCUGCCAGUGUCUGUGCCAGGGCAUGUGUGACUGCACAGCCAGGGGUUGAGAGAAUGCUAUCAAGAAGCAAGGGUCCUGGGAUGGGAUUGUGACAGCUGCAGUAAAUGGGAACUUGAUGUUUGAGGAAAGUUAGGAAACCCAAAGGUGAAGAUGAUGCCCUCACCUGCACUAGCUAUCCACCCGCAGUCUUCUUGGAAAUAAAGCUCAAGAAGACUAGCUUAGGUGCUGGUCUAUACGUCUGCUUGGUCAACUGCUGAAACUCUGACAUCUGGUUCGGCUUAUGUGAAAAGAGCAGCAUCAACACCUACGUCUCUGUGAUGGCGAUCUGUAUCUGUUCUAUGUUGUGUGUAUGGUCUAGUCAAACAUUUUUAUAUCUUUGGCAACAGCACUGAUAGUCUUUGGCCCUCAAUUAUCAACACUGUACAAGCUUAAAUCUUGCUAUUAGUUGGUUAAAAUGAAUGGUGGAAUCCAUUUAUUUGGAUGUCUAUUUUUUGGUUGAGUUAAAAACCAUGAAUACGUAAAAAUGUGUGUAUUAAAAUCACCAUAAAUAUGAAAUGCCAUUUCCCAAACAGCAUAAGUUUUUGUAUUGAUGUGAGCAAACAAGAAAAAAAAAGUCUUUAUGUGAUCUCCAUGAACAGUCUGUGUCUUCACUUGGUUUCUUCAGAACACCCGAAUUGUGUUGCAUUUGUUGACUGAAUGAUACCAUAACAAAGGAUUGAGAUGUAUCGAUGACAGUAAAAAUAUUUAAUAUACUUUCAAUCAUUUUAGAGAUCUUUCAUCCAAACUCGAGCAUUUAUAGCAGCACCAAAUAUUCAUAUCUAUGUUAAUGCUACAGGUCAUGGUGGUAUAGUAAUCAACUCGAGUGACAUCCCCAUAAGUCUGUAUACUGACUUAGGCGCUGUAACCACUGCCGCCGUUUUUUGCGCUCUGGGCGCUUCACAACCUCAAUUUCCGAGUGCUUCUCAUCAACGUUUACUGUUGCUAGGUUACGAAAGCCAACCCGCAGCACUUCCACUUACCUUAGAAGUGCCUGUGGGUCUGUUUCAAAAUUCUCUGUAUGCUUUAUACUUGCUUUCGUUGGAUGGCAUUUCAACAAGAAACUGUAAAAACGAUUGAUAGAUAUCGUGUCAGAGCAUCAGCAGCAGCUCUAAACUUGGAAAUCGAACCUUGAAAAAUUAGUGUGAUAACUUUUCUCCUCAGGAUGGGCAUCCGCCACUGUUGUUGACAAAGUUGAAACCGGAAGUUCUCCCCUUUCAUGAUUCUGAUUGGUCGGUGAUCAAGAAGUGACAUUGAUGAACGCGCUGGUGUUCCAAAAGUUUAACUUUUUAAAACUGAGAGCGCCGAGACAAAAAUCAGCUAACGCCUAGGGCAUUUAUGCGCUGAGGGCGCUGAGUGCUGAAAAUGCUGAAUCACAUUGAUUUUGAACAGAAAUCAGGCGCUGCCAGUGCAAAAAAUGGUGGCAGUGGACACAGCACCUUAAGAAGUGUUUCCACUGUGUUUAAAAGAAAGACAACAGUGAGGUGUGUAUAUGUGUUGAGUCGGGGAAGGAUAGCAGAACUGGCAAAACUGACAGAAUGCACAAAAAAUAAGUUGAGCAAAUUACAGUUGUAUGUGAGCACACUGAAAUAAGGUGGAGAUCAAAGCAUAAGCCUUUAGGGAAUAAACUUAAAUAGCAACAUAAUGAACAGAAAGAUGAUAUAACGUAAUACAGGAAGGGGUAAUGUAUUUCAGUAUUACACAGCUACAGCUAUCUACCAACACAGUGAAAGGUACCACUCUGAUGAAAAAAUGUUGGAAAAUCUUUUAUUAUUAUUAUUUAUUCUAUUUUAGAUUGGAGCACUUUUUUUCCAGGGGAAACUAAUGGCAUGUCAUGAAAGACAUGUAACAAUAGCAGCUUUUGUAUCUCUGAACAAUGUCAGAAAUGUUACAGUUAAAGGCUGUCGCAUUGGCUUUUUUUUUCACCAUUCACAUUCUUUUAAGGAAUGUUCAAGGUAAGGACGAAAAAAGGAUAUUUUCAUGCAACACACAUUUUAGCAAGGACUGAAUACAAAUGACCAGAUUAACUGUGACCUGGCUGUUAUACUUUCUCUUCUAACCUGUUUUACUGUCACAGCAGUGGUCUUGGUCAUCCAUGUGAUGAGGUUAUUAGUAUCACUUAGUAAUGUGCCUCUCACCCUCUCUCUGCCUCAAAUACAGACACAAACCCUUCAGGUUAUGGUGUUGAAUAUAUUUAGUACAUCGGGGUAUGAACUAGACUCACAUCUCAGGUUUUUUGAUAAUCUCUCAUUCUCCAGCAACACAUUUUAUAUUCACUUGUUUGCCGCUUUUAACAAAGUGAGGCUGCUGUAUUUAUUUUUUGCUAUUGGUUCUGAAAAGCUUAUCUGGCUCAAAGGUGCUUUCUAUGUUUUUAAAAAAUACUCUACUGAAUUCAUGUAGUAUGUCUCAGUACAUCUAAUGUUAUAAUAAUGCAAUGCAGAUUUGUUGUUUGGCAGCAUUUCAAGGUAAUUGUGCAUUAUUGAUGUGGCUUCUUGAUUUUUUUCCCUGCAUAAGUGAAAUGCUUCUUUGCAUGUAAGAUCUUGGCAUCAACGACCUCUAAAUGCAGGGUUGCAAUACACUGUGAUGCUGUUUUUGUUUGGUAAAUUUUAAUUUUGCUUGGCACAUCACAUGCAUUUCAAGGGAUUUUUUUUUUAUUUUAAUCAAGUCAUCUGCAGCAUUAAGCUUUCAUUGCGUUCCAAAAAGUAGUUUAUCAUUUCAUGUAGCUCCCUUAAAAUGCAUUUUACUGUGUCGUCACAAAUCUUCAAAUGAUGCAGCAAUAACCAGCAACAUGUGACAUUUGCAGGAGCACUUAAAGUAAAAGUUUUACAUUGUUGUUAAAAGUGUUUCAUUAUGUUAUAAGAAGUUUCUGUUUUUGAGUUUGCACAUUACUUUGGUUGCACUUGGUGCACUCACAAACUUUAACAUAUCCAGCUGUAUUUUACUCUCAAGUAUUUUCUGUAUGGUGUCGAUAACUGAGGGCCCUGGGCUGAUAAAUGUUGGAUGUAUUUCAAAUUUGUGUUAAAUGAAAUUCAGCAUUUAUGCCAACAGUGUCCAUCUCGUGCUAAACCCUUCCUCUGAAAUGGAGGUCCUGUUCAUUCUGUGUUGGGUUUUGCUGUUGUUUUCUGAUCUUUUCUCUGUCAUCUUCUCUCAAACCCCUGUUUCUUAAUCUCAGUCUGUACCCCCUCCCCCCCUCCCUCCCCCAGUGUAUUCCUGCUCCUGUCAAUGAUUUACUGACAGCAGCUCACAGCUUAGUACCACAGUACUGAUUACAGAAGCUACUAGACUAUGAAAUAAAUGGAGAAUUGUUUUCUA
This is a messenger RNA of Notolabrus celidotus (New Zealand spotty), 4337 nucleotides long. RefSeq lists its product as uncharacterized. The transcript is spliced from 2 exons. The coding region runs from base 229 to 1038 and encodes 269 amino acids. The record is from RefSeq and is a predicted model, not a curated record. NCBI's taxonomy places the organism in Eukaryota, Metazoa, Chordata, Actinopteri, Labriformes, Labridae.